CCCUGUUCGUCAAUUUCUCGUCCCCUUUUCCCUCAUCGGAGUGAUUCAGUUUUACAGUUUUUGAAUCCUUGCUACAGUCACACGGGUGGUUCUGAGAACCCUAGAACUCUUCCUUCGCUAAUUCCACCAGGUAAUUUUCUACAGGCCAACUGUGCACUGACAGUAUCGGAAAUGCUAGGGUUUGUGGUGUUAUAGGCCUUCCAAUAUUAAACGCAUCUUUCCUUUUCCCUUCUUUAACUAGAUUGUCGCGGAAUUUUCACUAGGCGUAUUCUCGAAUUGCAGGUCUGAAGUGGGGGUUUCUGAAUUUGUGGUCUUCGUGUGAUCCCGUGCUGUCUGUUUGAGAAAAUGGCCGAUGCAUUUGAUGAUGAGACUGAGCAAACCGUCACAAUGGAUGAGUAUCUUAAAGGGGUUGAAGCUGAGGAACUGGAAGCUGAUUUGGUAUUGGGUGGAGAUGAGGGUAAAGAAUGCACCUAUAACAUGGGUUAUGUGAAGAGGCAGGCUAUCUUUUCAUGUCUGACUUGUACGCCUGAAGGGAAUGCUGGAGUUUGUACAGCCUGCAGCUUGUCUUGCCAUGAUGGCCAUGAGAUUGUUGAAUUAUGGACCAAAAGAAACUUCAAGUGCGAUUGUGGAAAUUCCAAGUUUGGGGAGUUCUUCUGCAAGCUUUGUCCUAACAAGGAUGUCGAAAAUGCUGAAAAUUCAUACAAUCAAAACUUCAAAGGUCUAUACUGCACAUGCGGGCGUCCGUACCCUGAUCCAGAGGCUGAACAACAGGAGGAGAUGAUUCAGUGUAUCUUUUGUGAGGAUUGGUUUCAUGAAGAGCAUCUGGGUCUUGAGACUGUUAACGAGAUUCCCAGAGAUGGUGACGGAGAACCUCUGUACGAGGAUUUCAUUUGCAAAACAUGCUCAGCAGUAUGUUCUUUUCUUACACUGUAUCCUCAAACAAUCCGAGCUUCAGAAUGCCAGGCUGGAGUAUCCGCUUCUAAUACCAGUAAAGAUAAAGGUGUAAUGGAAAGCCAUCCUGCUCCCUGUGCAAAUGGAAAACUCGAGAACAGUGUUUGUUCUGGUUCUUCUGGAAAUGUUCAUGCAGUGAGUAGUAGUACAAAUCAUGUGGCGGUUGAGAAGGAAUCUUCAAGCAAUGGAACUCUCGAGCAGAACAAUUGUUCAGAUGCAUGUGCAGAGGAAGAUAGUACUGUUCACACUGCCUGUGUCUUGGGUUCUGGUUCCAUGGUAGCUCCACCUACUACUUCGGAGAGAAAACCAUUCUUUCUGGCCAAAAGCUGGAGGGAAUCUUUGUGCAGAUGUGAAAAUUGCUUAGGAAUGUAUAAGGAGAAGCAUAUAAGCUACCUAAUUGACAAAGAGGACUCAAUCGCUGAGUAUGAGAAAGUUGCAAAGCAGAAGAGGGAAGAGAAGCUGCAGAAACAAGAGGGUGCUGAGUUGGAUUUUAUCAAUAAACUUGGUCAUGUAGAGAAGAUGGAGAUACUGGGUGGCAUUGCAGACUUUAAGGACGAAUUUCGUUCUUUCCUGGAGUCAUUUGAUCCUUCGAAGACAAUAACAUCAUCUGACGUGCAUCAGAUCUUUGAGAAUCUGGCAAAGAAGCGCAGGCGCACAUAGUGUGAUUUGCUAAGAAAAAUCUUAAGCAACACUCAGCUAUUGUUGGUUUAAGUUACGCAACUUUGUUGGGUUAGUUUGAGAACUGAACUACAACCUUGCGUACUGAUAGAAGGAUGGCCGACAUGGAAACAAUAUCAAUAUGUUAAGUCACAGCAGGACCUAACUCGGGUUGUAGAAGCCUGUCUUAUCAUGUUUGAUUCAUGCAUGUGUUCAACUUUGAUUUCCCUCAACACUUGUUUAUGUCAUCCUGUUCUAUUUGAGAUAUGUCCUCCUGUUCUAUGGUGGAGGUGGGGCUUUAUUUUUCAUCGAAGAUUGGCUUGUUUCUCUGUCUAACAUUUUCUUCCAUUGUCAACGUCAAAGAAGCAACAGAUUUCGCUAGUAGGUUGGACACGUAGCGAGAGAUCGGCCAAACUGCUGAUCUGUUUCGGCAUUGCUCGAGGUGCUAUUCUCGGUUUGGUCGUGUCUGGAAUUUGGAUUAUUGCCUUGUUCAUACUUUGUUUUGUUGUGGGUAUUGAUUUGUUUCCUUAUUUUGUUUAGGUAGAGAGAUUUGUUGCCUUUUGACGAACAACGAACUCAACAUGUGAUUAGGUAAACCUUGUUGAUUUAUUUGGAGGAAAGAUUGAGUUCUUACUACAUGUGAUUCCACAGUUGAUUGUUACAAGGGAUUAGUAACUUUAUUGAUUUAAUGGUAAACCUUGUUGAUUUAUUCGAAGUAACUUUACUGGAAACUAGUGUACAUGAAUCUGGGAAUUUGAUUCCAUGGCCUCUUAAACUAAAACUAAUUUAUGUUAUUGGAGUUUGCACCGUUUCACCUUACAAAUUGUUUGAAGAUAAUAGUUAAAAGUGUCGUGAAAACUUGAACACAUGACUUAAAAAAUAAACCAACUUGGUUAUCAUGUCAUACAUUCAAUUGGUUCCAAUAGGGUCCAUGUAUAGAUCUUGGGAGUAUGUACGACGUACUUAGAGUAUGGUUUGGUUUUCAUAUUAUUAGUUAUGUAAUUGCCUAGCAAAAGUCUUAACUAGUUGCCAGAACUGGUUUACAGACCAAAAUGUGAAGACUGAAGACAUGGCCAAACUCUCCAGAUGGUCAGCUAAAACCGUCGCCUGGGUAGUCAUCUCAGUCAAAUCUCACUCUCUCCAAACUGAAAGAGACAUGCAAAGAUUAGUAUUGAAGCCCUACAUUUCUCUCUCUCUCCCUCUCAUUAUUAGGGAUUCAACAUCAUUGAAUUAACUUUCCCCUUACCCCUUUUGGUUCCCUCCAAAACAGGAGUCCAUUUCGUUUACCAUAUCAAACCUCCACCAUAAGUUAUAAGUUAGGUGUACAUAUAGAUAGCAUCAUGAUGCCGCCACUUCCAAAAUCUUUGAGGUGCAUGGUGGUAAUUUGAUGGAAAUUUCUUAAGGCUGUGUUGAAUUGAAAGAAAUUGUUUUUAAGGUUAAUUAGAGACCAAGAGUGUGAUGCCUAGCUAGCCUGCAUGCAAGAUUCUGUGCCAAAUUUUGUGGAGGAUAUUGUCUAGCAAUUCCACAACCACAUGUGACAUCACAAAAUUUCCCUUCUUUCUCAUUCGAUGGGUUGAAAACGGUACUAGGGGAGAUGUGAAGGAACAAUUUCUUUUUGUCAUACUUCAUUAAUUGCAUGGCAUCUAAGUUUGACACAAUUGCAUGGAAAUUUUAAAAGUUCGCCAUUUGACAUGAUGUUGGAGUUCAUAUGGUAUGGCUCAAAUUAUGACUUAAGGUCAAACUCCCUGAAUGAAAAGUUGCGAAAAUCGUGUUUAGAUAACGUCCAAUCUUUAUGUCCCUUCAUUCGCCUAAUUAGCCAAGAUCUAGUUAAAGGUGAGCUGGGGAACAUGGUGGAUCCCAGCUGCUUAAUUAAAGGUUUAGAAAAUAAUCCACAUGAACCUCCAUUCAAGCUGGUACCAAGAUGUAUAAAGUAUGGCGCAACACAAACCCUAAUCCACUCUUACAAGAAUCCCACCAUCGUUAAUUAUGAAGUUAAACAUGAACCUCCAUUCACCGACAUGAUUUACAUUGAGUCCACCUCUGAAUAUUGCAGAACGAAUCAAAAGCAUACAUGACAAGUAGCUUUUCAUCGAGUGUUAGUAAAAGCUAUAAUCUAACAAAGGCAUAAUAAAGCUAGAUAUGAUGAAACGAAAGAGACUGAUAACUACUCUCACGUUCACACCAUUUAUGUAUACCUUUUCAUUUUACUUUUGGGGUGUUUGGUUUGAGAACUGCAACAUUUGUCAGUACAUGGCAAUGUUAUUAUAUGGUAAUUAUACGUCUAGAGUUGGUAAAAUUGUUCCAAGAAGUCCACUAAAAUCACCCACAAAUUCUGGAGAAGAUUUUGUGAAGCGAUUGUUGUUUAGUCUGUGUCCCUCAUCAUAAUGAUAUCUUAUUAGUUAAUUGCAUCCAAUGAUCAUUUCAACUGGAAUGGUCUCGAUCUUCGUCAAACUGAAGUGAUGGUGAUGAUUAUAGCCUUUUGUGGCAUAUCUUCCAAGAGUGGUCGACGGAGGCUCCCUGCAACUAAUUAAUUGAGGAAUCGUUC
This is a messenger RNA of Linum trigynum, 4153 nucleotides long. The record is from the annotation of a GenBank genome assembly. NCBI's taxonomy places the organism in Eukaryota, Viridiplantae, Streptophyta, Magnoliopsida, Malpighiales, Linaceae.